GUAAUCACCUGUGCCCGGUCACGGAAAGAAUAAGACUUCAUCAUGUUCCAAGGAAUUUUAUACCACCAUGUGAGAGUUUUCAAGAUCAGAAACACCCCAAUGACAUAUUCAUUUGUUAAUAUUUUCAAAUGUUAUUCGUCGAGGCUCUUUUCUUCGGAUGCCUUUCGGAGUACUUACCGUAGACGAUUUUCAGAUCAAGAUUAUCCGAUUGACUCACGGAAAGGGUACUGGGGUUUGUUAGAAGCAUAUGAGUAUAAGUGGAGCAAAGACCUCAACAGGCCCAGGACGGAACAGGUUUUGAGUUCCUUUCCACUCAUGGAAAAGAUAAAAAAUGAAAGUGAUAUAGGUCAGGUGUUUGAACUGUAUGAAGUGUUGAAAGACUCAAACUUAGCCACGGACGACGUAAUGACCAUUUCUUCUCAGGUCGCACUAUUCUCCCGUUUUUCUCACCAACAAGUAAGGCAUGGAAAAGGCAGCGAGGCCGUUGACUUAAGUCGCGUGCAGGAAGCGACAGAAUCUCUCUUGAAAGCUAUGAAAUGGAAUAGCUGUCAUUUUGAAUGUUCUCAACUCACCAGCGCUGUUUGGGCGAUAGCGAAUCAUCGAGUGAAAGCUAAGUCGCGUCAUGAACACUUAGAGGUGACUUUUGCACUGCUCCAUUUUGAUAAAGAAAUCAGAAGCCGUGAUCUCAGCGAGUUCACUAACGGGGACAUAGCUGUGAUCUUUCUGGCAUACGGCAAAGCUUAUGUCCGAGCGUUUUCGAUGUUUAAGGUGCUUAGAAAUGAAAUUAUGGCCCGGGAUUUGGCAGAUUUCACCGUGGAAGAUAUCAGCAAAAUUCUUUGGUCCUAUGCGCAGAUGAAGCAGACAAGUGCUUCACUGUUUGCCGCUAUAAAGAAGGAAUUACUGAGUCGUGAUUUAUCACAUUUCUCUGAGAAGGUCAUAGUGUCAGUCCUUUGGUCAUUUGCCAUGGCCAAAGGGAACACUAAGGAUUUAUUCAGAAGUUUAAAACGUGAAAUUUUGAAGCGUGGUCUCUUGCGUUUUUCAGAGAGGCAGCUAGCUCAGAUUGUUUCUUCUUAUGCUGAGAAAAACAGGCAUGCCCCUGAUCUCUUUGAAGGAGUUGCUUCUAACCUUCUUUCAAGAGGUGAACUCAACUUUGAUUCAAGAGGCCUUAGAAUGAUUGCAAAGAGCUUUGCAAAGACCAAGAAUUUCAUACCAGAUCUUUUUAGUUUCAUAGGAGACCAUGUAAUGGAUAGUGAUAUUUCUGUAUAUCAUCCCUUGGAAGCUGUUGACCUUUUGUGGGCCCUUACUGAAGCAGGUUUCCUUCAGGAAAUACUCCACCACAAGCUUGUAGAUCACAUUCUUCGUUGUGAUUUUCCAGAAUUGCCAGAUUCAGCUCUUCAACUGCUUGUGGCAGUGUUAGAGAACAGUAACUUUAAAGCACCUGACCUUGCAGCAGCAACAGAAGCUGAGCUUGUCAGGAGAUCAGAAGCAAAGUCUUGACUCUGUGAACGUUUUGAAAUUCUUACCCAUGUGCAUUUGUUUAUUGUUAGUGCAUAUUUGGGCUUCGAUCGUGAUCCAAGAGAGAGCAAGAAAUUGAAUCAGUUGGAUUUUCUUCCCUAAUGUGCUCCACAAGAUUGACUGAUUGUGAUUUUGUUGGUUUUGGUCUUACGACAAUCAAUAUAAAAUGAUCUAGUCUCUCGUUAAAAGUUUCUUCCAAUCUUACAAGGUUCAAGUAACACCAUUGGAUAAGUUACCACCCUGUAACAUGCUGUUAUACAUAUUUCCAUACAGAUGCAAGUCCUUGCUAUCCAUGAACUACUGAAAAACUUCUAGUGUUCAGUUUCCUUUACUCCAGGAGUGUCCAAACUUAUGACCCCCUAAUAGUUACUAACAUUUCUCCAUACAGUCUUAUCUCUGACUCAAACAUUAACCCUCUAACUCCCAUGAGUGAUCAAGACAGAAUUUCUCCUUUUAAUAUCAACACAGAAUCAAGCCGACUAGUGAGGAGAAUAAAGAUGAAAACUCAAUAAGGAGACUACAAGUGUAUCCAAUACCAAAUUCUCCAAAUUGAAACCAUAAGUAUUUUAAGGCAGACAGUAGGGAGAAUUGCUAAUCAGAUCUUGGGAGUUAAAGGGUUAAGGUUAUAAGAAAAAAGGAAAUGAUCACCAACUAGAGACUAAAGAAGCUCUUGAUUGUUAAUUAAAUUCUUCAUGUCAGCCCCUAAGAAAAUGUAUGGAGAACAAUAUUGAAAAUAUGCAUAUUGAUGUUUUAACCCUUUCACUCCCAAGAUCUAAUUAGUAAUUCUCCUUACUAUCUGCCAUACAAUUCUUCUGAUGUAAGUUCAGAGAAUUUGGUAUUGGAUCAACUAUUAAUCCCAUGAUUGAUAUUCUUCUCUAUUCUCAUCACCUGCCUGCUUGAUAUUGUAUUGAUAUUGUAAGGAGAAAUUCUGUCUUGGUCACUUGUGGGAGUGAAAGGGUUAAAGGGUUAACAUAGUACAUAAAAUUAUCUUAAGAUGGUUCUGUGUUUAAAAAGUUUGACUCUUUAUGAUUUAAAAUACCGUCAGCUUCCUAAAAUGUAAUAUUUUCCAGUCUUUAUUUAGUUUGAAUUAUAAUAUCAAUGUUCCAAGAGGAUGUGAAAUAUUUUGCCAAAAAAUUCAUAAUUUAUGAAAACAAAUGAGCCCCUAUUUUACUGCAGCUGUUACAACAUUGCCUCCAUUUAAUAAGUACUAGUUACCUUUUAACUUGGAAUAUUUGAAAAGUUGAAUGAGAAUAUUAAAUGGAGAAGAUCAGCAAAAAUAAUAUUGUAAGAAUUUUAUGUUUAGAGGGUAAGGUGUAGGUAGAGUCACCUCUUGACCCCAGAGACAAACAGCUGUUUGUGGAAAGGUUAUGGCAAAAAAGGACAAAGAGCAUGCAACAUUCCCUAAAGGCAAUCUGGGUAUCCAGUGUCAAUGAAAUUUUAAUUGUGAAACAAAUAAAUAU
Molecule: messenger RNA, 2975 nt
Organism: Pocillopora verrucosa
Lineage: Eukaryota; Metazoa; Cnidaria; Anthozoa; Scleractinia; Pocilloporidae
Biological process (GO): regulation of mitochondrial mRNA stability; mitochondrial RNA processing
Cellular component (GO): ribonucleoprotein granule; mitochondrial matrix
Molecular function (GO): RNA binding
Source: RefSeq, a predicted model, not a curated record